AUGAUUGACAUGCUAAUAGAGAAGGAGUUGGUCACCCCCGAGUUGGAUGGAUCGAUCUUGCCCGGUGUUACCCGUGACAGUAUCUUGAACUUGACUCGCGCCUGGGGCGAGUUCAAGGUCUCUGAGCGCAAGUUCACCAUGACGGACCUUGUCAAGGCCGAUAAGGAGGGCCGUAUCAUCGAGAUGUUCGGUGCCGGAACCGCUUGCAUUGUCUGCCCUAUCAAGAAGAUCCACUACGAAGGCCACGACAUCCACGUCCCCCUUGACCCCUCUGACAAGACCAGCCAGGCUGGAAAGUUGACUAAGCGCAUCAACGACUCGAUCAUGGAUAUCCAGUACGGUGAUGUCGAGGGCCCUAAGGGCUGGUCUGUCGUUGUCUAA
Linnemannia hyalina is the source of this 381-nucleotide messenger RNA. The record is from the annotation of a GenBank genome assembly. Lineage: Eukaryota; Fungi; Mortierellomycota; Mortierellomycetes; Mortierellales; Mortierellaceae.